UACUUAUAUGCAUAUUACUGCAUAUAUAUGCAUGUAUUCGUUUGUUUGUGUAUUGAAAUAUAUAUGAAUAAAUUCAUCAAAUAUUACAUCGAAUAAUUAGAAAACAUUUAAAUUUCUAGACUGCUUGCUGCCAACCCUUCGAACUGAUAUCUGACUAAAGUUUCUACUUAAUCAAUAUGGAGAUAAAUUUUUCAAUAUUAAUUUUAUUAAGUUUUAUAUUUAUGGCAAUGGGAGCAGUUUUAAUGUUGCUAUUACAAUAUUAUGUGUAUGUAAAGCUAUCCUUGUUACCCGAACAAACGAGCGAGCAAAAGGACAUCAAUGCCAAGUACUCGUUACCCUCGGUUCUAAAUGAGACAGCACGUCAACUGAGUCAGCCGUUGACUCCAACACCCGCUAAUGUUAGCCCGACGGCGAGCCCGCAGCAACGUCAAACAGAUACAACGUCAUUGGUUUCGUUAAAUUUUGUUAUGCAGUUUUUGUUUCAUGAACUGAAAAAUUCGAAUCGCGUGAGAAAAUGGUUUUAUCGCAAACUUUCUUUGGAAUUGGACGAAUUGAUAGCCAAAACAACUACUGGGAAAUUGUUUGAUAAAUUAACAAUUAAAGAACUUGAAUUGGGCGAUCAAUUCCCCGAAAUUAAAACCUUAAGGGUUCAUAACGUUCAGCUGGAUGAAAAUGGUGGUAGAAUUGAAAAUUUGGACCUAUUACUUGAGAUUCACUAUAAAGGUAAUUUUCGUACCUCCAUCGAUGCGGACAUGGUACUGGCUAAGAAGGGCUCUUUAACGCUUAAAGUUAAGCAAUUAUCUGGCUUAGCUCGUUUGCAAUUUACGCGUAAUCCCUAUACACAUUGGUCUUUAAGUUUUCUGGGUGAUCCCGAAUUGGAUAUUGAUGUAGAAUCAAAAUACCAAGGCAGGCAAAUGCAAUCCAAUAUUACAAGUUUAAUAUCGAAUCAAAUACGUAAAGCUGUACGCCGCAAGCAUACUUUGCCGAAUUAUAAAUUGCGAUAUAAACCAUUUUUCCAUAAAACGCCCGACGAAGAGGUCUGUGAGGGAGAUAUACAACCGAAUGGCAUGUUGCAGGUAAAAGUAUCCGAAAUAUCAAGAUUAAUGUGUCCGCCACAUUUGAGUGAUAUUUAUUGCACAUUAACGAUGGCAUCAUUGGCAUUUGUGGAAGCUCAUCAAGAGGACGAUCGUCACGUAAUGGUAUCGUUGAAUGUCGAGAUACAUAAGGCUAAAAAUCAGCAAAUAGGUAUAAUAUUUAAACAAACAUCGGCUGAGAUUGUGGAAAUUGAGGCGGUUUUACCUAAUACGCCUGCUUUUAAGUCAAACUUAAAAGUGGGCGACAUACUGGUAGCCAUCGAAGGUAAACGUGUAUCCACUAUACAGCAAAUUGCCAAAGUUAUAAAGGCCAUGCAAACUAAUGUCUUUAGUUUACGUAUUGAUCGCGUAAUACCCGGAAUUAUACGUAAUGACGCAAUACUAGAAGAUUUAGAUUUAUACGAAGAUCUGGGCGAUAUACGGGUAGGGUAUACUCAUCAUCCUGCGAAGUCGAGCGAGACAGAAGUUAAUCAAAAAGUUGCUCAAGUUCGUACGAAUAUCGUGGAUAAGGGAACGUCUAGUGAAUCCAGUUUAAAUAACACACCCACCAGUUCUCCGAAGAAAACUAAAUUGAUAGCGAAAGCCCUUAAGAAAACUAUUAGCCGUGAUUAUAGUGACCAAUCCAAAGAUGAGGAUAAGGAAAAUAAGUUAAAAACUAAAUCUCUUGCCAAAUUAAGUACUUUAACUAAAAAUCCUGCCCGAAUUCUGGUCGAAAGCUUCAUAAAUGCUACGGGGGUCAAUGAUGUCGAGCAUUACUUUCAACACUCAACCAUCGAUUGCAAAUUGUCUCGCAUGAUCCAGAUGGAAGACUUAAGUCAAUUUAAAUUAGACUCGAUCUGUCGCUACUUGAAUAUAUGCGUUUAUGGCAAAUGCGUGGGAGAAAAUCAGUUAUUAGGUUUCACAAACGUUCCCGUAAAUCAGAUAUUAAUCGAAUGUUGUGAGACUAGUUUAAGUCAAAGCUUCAAAGUUUAUGAAUUAAAUCCACCCAUACCGCAAGAUUUGAAAAAUCAUCAUUUAUCCUCACAAUCUGGGUUUAAUCCGAAUCUAUGCUUCGGCGAUAUACUGUUGGCAUUUACAUGGGACGGUAAUCCGAAUAUGGCCAUCAAUUUGGAAACCCCGUCCAAACAAUCGGGAAAAAUUAAGGCUAAAUCUGUAACGUCUUUGGAUAAAACGGAUGACAGCGGCUAUUCGGAUAGCAUAUCUUUAAAAUCUAUGGAUACUUUGUCUGUGCAAUCGCGGGCUCAUAACUUUGUCCGCACUCAUUUUCAACGGGCUACUCAAUGUGAUUUCUGCGGAAAAAAAAUUUGGCUUAAAGAUGCUGUUCAAUGUCGCGAAUGUUUUAUGUCAUGUCAUAAAAAAUGCAUUAAUAAAUGUCAAAAUGCAACAGUAUGCGGCCCGGUUGAUUGUUCGUCCGCUUUACAGCAAACACCAGAAUUUAUGGUUACCGAACCGGAAGCGUCUGAAGCGACCGCAGAAUCGGAAUUAAACGUGCCCUUGAUACAAGAAAAUUUGGAGGGUAACGCCACCACAUCAGCUGCAACAGGCAAUUUAGAGGUACAUCGCUCAAGUUUGACCAGCUUUUUAGCACAAGGUAUGAAACGUGUCAAUUCCGCUAAUAAUCUGGCCAUACCUGGCUUGGUAGCUUCAUUAACUGUUGCAAGCUCUGGUGGUAGCGGUGGAACUGGUGGCACUUUAACUCCAGGAUCUAUAGCUAAAAGUUUACCACCAAGUCCCCAACACUCGCCAUCCAGGAGAGCUUCUCUGGUAGCAGCGACCACCUCAAACACAUUUGAACUGAUUACACAACAUUUAGAGGAUUUACCUAACAAUUCAAACUAUUUUACGGCAGAUCAGAUUAGUGCUAUAACUGAACAUAUUAUCGUAUUGUCUAAGGAAGAAGAUCUUAUGAGUUUGGCGAAAAAUGCCAGUAAAAAUUUGUAUCCUAAUCUUAAAGGCGCUGAGAGAGUGGAAAAAAUUAAUAUAUUGCUAACCAAACUACGUUUGGUGUUGGACAGCGAAACCGCUUCACAUUCUAGUCUAACGACUUCAAUAAAGAACGGCAGCCAUGAGCACAUUAUAAGUGAACAUUCCUCAAUAUCAACUAAUCAAAGUAACAUUUUAGGGAAAUCUGAAGAGCGUAUACAAGCCUUAAGUGUUAUCAUGUUAUAUUUAUGUACCGGUUUACAGCAUGCUCAAGGCACGCUGGCGGCGCAGUAAAAGGCAAACAAAUAAGAAAAAAAAAGUCUGAAAUUUCAAAAGUUUUAAGGAAUUUUCAAGUAGUCAUCUAAGAAUUAAAAAAAAGAGGAUAGAAAACAAAAAACGUUUAAUCAAAUUUAAAACUCAUACAUAUAGUAUUUACUAUUGAAUGUUAGAAUGUUAAGGAAAUUAUAUGCAAAAAACAAACAAACUAAUGGGAUAUAAAUGAGAAAUUAAUGCACCAAAAAUGUAUUUAAUAAUUUUUUUUUUUUUUUUUUCUUUUUCAAUUAAUUAAUUAAAUCCUGAUAUGCUAGUAGAGAGUAAUACAAACAAGUUCAAUUUGGUGUUACAUAUAAUAUAAAAAUAAAUUUUAUUUAUCGAUAUUAUAAGGCAAACGUAUUUUUAAGUAGGAACUUUGAGAGGAAAGCGAUACAGUAUUGAGAUAUUUAUUUAAUUUUUAUUCAAUCUUAUAUUAAAACUUUUUUAAAAGGUUUUAAACUAAUUACAACUAAUCUUAGAAUUUUAAUCGUUAAG
Molecule: messenger RNA, 3824 nt
Organism: Glossina fuscipes
Lineage: Eukaryota; Metazoa; Arthropoda; Insecta; Diptera; Glossinidae
Gene: Pdzd8
Product: PDZ domain-containing protein 8
Exons: 8
Coding region: 177-3311 (1044 amino acids)
Biological process (GO): mitochondrial calcium ion homeostasis
Cellular component (GO): mitochondria-associated endoplasmic reticulum membrane contact site
Molecular function (GO): protein binding; lipid binding
Source: RefSeq, a predicted model, not a curated record